AUGAAUGGCAAUAAAGAACUAGGAGAUAGAUUAGAUACAAAUACAUACCUUAAUGUGGACUCUAUCAAGAUUCCAGAAGAAUCUCUGAUACCAGAUGACAUAAUAGACACAAUGCCAAACCAUCCUGUAAUCGAGUUAAGAGAACAGGAUAGAUGGUUACCGAUAAACAACGUGGCAAGAUUAAUGAAGAAUACUUUACCCUCGUCUGCAAAAGUGUCAAAAGAGGCGAAGGAGUGCAUGCAAGAGUGUGUGAGUGAAUUUAUAUCCUUUGUGACUAGUGAAGCAAGUGAUAGAUGUGCAGCAGAUAAAAGAAAGACGAUUAAUGGAGAAGAUAUUCUGAUAUCAUUGCAUGCAUUGGGGUUUGAGAAUUAUGCAGAAGUUUUGAAGAUUUAUUUAGCUAAAUACAGACAGUAUCAAGCUACCCGAAAUCAACAACUAUGUGAAGACGAGACAAAAGAAGAGAAUAUGAAAGUUAGUAAUAAUAGUAGCGGUAGUAGUAAUAGUAAUGGUGAUAAUGGCAGUGCUGAGGCCGUUGGUGGUGGAGGUGCUAGUUAG
Arxiozyma heterogenica is the source of this 555-nucleotide messenger RNA. RefSeq names its product Hap3p (gene HAP3). Lineage: Eukaryota; Fungi; Ascomycota; Saccharomycetes; Saccharomycetales; Saccharomycetaceae. Gene Ontology annotation, cellular component: CCAAT-binding factor complex; nucleus. The transcript has a single exon. Bases 1 to 555 code for a protein of 184 amino acids. Gene Ontology annotation, molecular function: protein heterodimerization activity; RNA polymerase II cis-regulatory region sequence-specific DNA binding; DNA-binding transcription activator activity, RNA polymerase II-specific. Gene Ontology annotation, biological process: regulation of transcription by RNA polymerase II. The record is from RefSeq and is a predicted model, not a curated record.